AUGGAAAGAACUGGAGAACUGGAGAACUGGAGAACUGGAGAACUGGAGAACUGGAGAACUGGAGAACUGGAGAACUGGAGAACUGGAGAACUGGAGAACUGGAGAACUGGAGAACUGGAGAACUGGAGAACUGGAGAACUGGAGAACUGGAGAACUGGAGAACUGGAGAACUGGAGAACUGGAGAACUGGAGAACUGGAGAACUGGAGAACUGGAGAACUGGAGAACUGGAGAACUGGAGAACUGGAGAACUGGAGAACUGGAGAACUGGAGAACUGGAGAACUGGAGAACUGGAGAACUGGAGAACUGGAGAACUGGAGAACUGGAGAACUGGAGAACUGGAGAACUGGAGAACUGGAGAACUGGAGAACUGGAGAACUGGAGAACUGGAGAACUGGAGAACUGGAGAACUGGAGAACUGGAGAACUGGAGAACUGGAGAACUGGAGAACUGGAGAACUGGAGAACUGGAGAACUGGAGAACUGGAGAACUGGAGAACUGGAGAACUGGAGAACUGGAGAACUGGAGAACUAG
Physella acuta is the source of this 534-nucleotide messenger RNA. RefSeq lists its product as uncharacterized. The record is from RefSeq and is a predicted model, not a curated record. Lineage: Eukaryota; Metazoa; Mollusca; Gastropoda; Physidae.